This is a messenger RNA of Talaromyces atroroseus, 2250 nucleotides long. Its product is annotated as GPI mannosyltransferase 3. Bases 1 to 2250 code for a protein of 749 amino acids. The record is from RefSeq and is a predicted model, not a curated record. NCBI's taxonomy places the organism in Eukaryota, Fungi, Ascomycota, Eurotiomycetes, Eurotiales, Trichocomaceae. Gene Ontology annotation, molecular function: alpha-1,2-mannosyltransferase activity. Gene Ontology annotation, biological process: GPI anchor biosynthetic process. Gene Ontology annotation, cellular component: endoplasmic reticulum membrane. The transcript has 5 exons.
AUGGAAGCUUCAGAGCAGUCUCUCGCGUCAAGUGACGCCAGCAGCGCCUUGGCCGCUUCCGUUUACCGGCUGAGGCGUCGUGCCAGGUCGCAGGCAACGCCCCAGAACAUCUUGUUGUUUCUCGUCGCAUUCCGCAUUGUCAAUGCCCUCAGCGUGCGCACCUUUUUCCAGCCUGAUGAGUUCUUCCAAUCGCUAGAGCCCGCAUGGCAAGUCGCAUUUGGCAGGGACAGUGGUGCUUGGAUUACAUGGGAAUGGAAACACGAACUACGAUCCUCUAUUCAUCCCCUCUUUUUUGCCGUCGUUUAUUAUAUUGUCGGAUCAAUUGCGUGGAUCGUCCAGCUGUCCUCCCUCAACUCGGCAGAGUUUCUUAUUGCAGCGCCCAAGGUUGCACAAGCCGUCAUCGCCGCAACGGGGGACUACUUUACAUGGAAGCUGGCCAGCAAGGUGUAUGGGCACGAUAGCUACGGCGCAUGGGCUACGCUUGCAUUGACUGCCCUAAACCCCUGGCAAUGGUUCUGUUCAACUAGGACAUUCUCUAACUGUGCAGAGACCACUUUGACAGUGGUUGCACUAUACUUUUGGCCGUGGGACUGGUUUCUCGAUAUCAAAGAUGACGAGAAAGAGGACGAUGAUACAACAGAUGAUGCAGAUGAGACUCUUGAAAGCAUGAGUCGGCAGUCAAGGUACAGAUGGCCCGGACUCGAUGGCGACAUAUUUACCAUCAUGUUUCUAACGGUAGCACUGUCCAGCCUUCGGAAAUCUCUCUUGCUCGCAGCGCUGGCGUGUGUUCUACGCCCUACAAACGUAAUCAUCUGGGUGUGUGUCGCCGGUUUUGCCAUCUAUAAUAGCCCACGAUCAGCAUUCCUGAUACUUUUGCGAGAGGCAGCACUUUGCGGAUCCGCAGUUCUUGGUCUUUCAACUCUAAUUGACCGUCUCUUCUACGGUGAAUGGGCUUUCCCUGUCUUCAAAUUCCUUUACAUCAACGUCGCCCAAUCAAUUGCCAUCUUCUACGGUCACAACGACUGGCAUUACUACCUCUCACAAGGCUUCCCAUUACUCCUCACCACAGCUCUCCCUUUUGGCAUUUUUGGCGUCUACAAAUCCUUGCGCCUGAGUGAUACAACACCGCGUGACAGGCGGGCGUUGAUCAAAUUUCAACUAGCCUCUGUGUGCCUUGCUAUGCCGGCCGUACUUUCUAUCAUUGCGCACAAGGAAGUCAGAUUCAUAUAUCCAUUGCUACCUGCUUUGCACAUUUUGGCGGCUGAGCCGCUUGUCUCGUCUUUUCUUCCUGCUAUUACUUCUUCCUCGAACGCUUACUUACCGCAGAGACUUAUCUUGCUAUUUCUCAUUCUUGUCAAUAUUUUUGUCGCUUAUUAUACCACGCUGAUCCACGGUUCUGGUCCGGUGGAAGUUCUGUCCUAUUUGCGUGAACGACACGAGGCGCAUCAAGAUAGCUCUGGGGCCUCUCUUGUUCCACAUCCUUUGUAUGAAGAAUCUUACAGGGCCGCACAUUACGCAGCGAAGAAUAUGUCUGUCGGGUUCCUCAUGCCCUGUCAUAGCACACCUUGGCGAUCGCAUUUUGUUUUCCCUUCAAUCGAGGCAUGGGCUCUAUCCUGCGAACCACCUGUUGGGCUAAACGAAACGGAAAAAAAAAUCUACCUUGAUGAAGCGGAUCAAUUCUAUGCAGAUCCAGCCGGUUUCUUACAACACCAUAUGAUUGGCGGUCUCUGGCACAUGCGACGACGACCGUCGUACAUGUCCACAUUACCUCCUCGAUCUCCCCCGACGGCCUACUACUCCCAUCAAAAAGCACAUCCGCUAAAAGAACCUCUCUACCACGAGUGGCCGGACUACCUAGUCUUCUUCGCGCAGCUUGAACCUACAAUUCGCACGACAUUACGCAGUAGCUCGUAUGGUGAAUGCUGGCGAACUUGGAACACAGCCUGGCAUGAUGACUGGCGACGACGAGGCGAUAUAGUUGUCUGGUGCCUUGACCCGAGCGAGCAACAAGAAUGGCGCAAGAUUCAGCACAGACAGCAAGCGAAGCGUCGCGAACAGCAUUUUGACCGCAUAAUUUCUCGAUUUGAGAAGCGGAAAAAGAAACAGAAAAAAACCGGUUUCGUCUACUGCUACUAUAACUACUACUCGAAAAUCGGCCUGGCCAUGGCCAUUCUCAUCCAACAAAAAGCCCUCCACACUUCUCCCGUCCUGGCUAACAAAUAUCUGGAGCCCGAAGAGAGGGAGCUAUAA